AUGUCAAAUUCAGAACGUGCAACAGAAAGCGACAUACCGAAAAAGAAUACCGAUUACAAUUUACAAAUUAAUCGAUGGUUUCUAAAAGCAAUCGGUGCUUGGCCACAAAUAGAUGAAUCGAGCUUAGUGUGGAAAAUUUUGAUAUUACUACAAAUUUUUAUUUGUUCGAGCAUAGUAGCAUCCAACAUGAUACCGUGUUUAUUGUAUGUGUUAUUUGAGAAAAAGAAUAUCAAACUAAAACUGCGUGCUUUUGUGCCAUUGCUUCAUAGAAUUAUGGGCUCGAUAGAUUAUUGGGUACUACUUAAGCGUAAUGGUGAAAUUCACAAAUUAAUACGACAUAUAGAGGAAGAUUGGUGUCUCAUACAGGAACUCAAUGAUCGUAAAAUAAUGCUACAACAUGCCAAAUUUGGUCGUUUCGUUGCUAUAAUUUGUGGGAUAAUGAUGCAGAGUGGUUGUAUACUGUACAGCUUAGGACAAUUGAUGCAAACUAUUACCAUCACCAUCGGUAACGAAACUUUUACAUCGCGUCCGACGGCAUGCCCGACUUACAGUAAAAUUAUCGAUACGAGAUUUAGUCCUGUAAAUGAAAUCGCGUUGAUUCUGCAAAACCUAACAAUGGUAAUAAUGACUACCUCUACUGUCGGUGCUUGUAGUCUGGCUGCUGUCUUCGCGAUACAUGCUUGUGGUCAGUUGAAUGUGUUGUACGCGUGGCUAAAUGAACUAGUUGAAAACCAGACGAAGAGAAAUGAUAAAGCUGAACGGAAACUGGCUGCUAUCGUAGAACAUCAUCUGAGAAUAUUGAGUUUUAUAUCGGAAGUGGAAAGUAUUAUGAAUAAAAUUUCUCUUGCGGAAUUAAUUGGAUGCACGAUGGUCAUGUGCUUUCUUGGAUAUUAUGUUAUUAUGGAAUGGGAAACACUUGAUACAGUGAAAAUAACAGGUUACCUUUUUGUAUAUUUAUCAAUGGGUUUCAAUAUUUUUAUAUUCUGCUACAUCGGAGGAAUUGUCACAGAACAGUGCAAACUUGUCGGUGAAAUGGCAUACAUGACUGAUUGGUAUAAUCUACAUCAUACAACUGCACGUGGUCUUAUUCUGAUUAUUGCCCGAUCGAAUAACGUAAUUAAGAUCACAGCAGGAAAGAUAUUCCAUUUAUCCAUUGCAACCUUUGGUGAUGUAAUUAAAAGUUCUAUGGUAUACUUAAAUAUUUUGCGAACAAUGACUGUGUAA
Molecule: messenger RNA, 1224 nt
Organism: Cyphomyrmex costatus
Lineage: Eukaryota; Metazoa; Arthropoda; Insecta; Hymenoptera; Formicidae
Product: odorant receptor 22c-like
Exons: 5
Coding region: 1-1224 (407 amino acids)
Biological process (GO): detection of chemical stimulus involved in sensory perception of smell; sensory perception of smell
Cellular component (GO): plasma membrane
Molecular function (GO): olfactory receptor activity; odorant binding
Source: RefSeq, a predicted model, not a curated record